Messenger RNA from Brassica napus (rape), 1296 nucleotides. Its product is annotated as ricin B-like lectin EULS3. The transcript has 3 exons. The record is from RefSeq and is a predicted model, not a curated record. Lineage: Eukaryota; Viridiplantae; Streptophyta; Magnoliopsida; Brassicales; Brassicaceae. The coding region runs from base 58 to 1038 and encodes 326 amino acids.
UUUUUUUGUAGUGUGAUCAUCCUCGAGAAGAAACUUCUUCCAUACCAACAAACGCUAAUGGAUCCUCCCUUCGGCCACUCACACCACCACCACCAUCACCACCAACGCGACGAUAACGAAGAUGAUCGUCAAUCCUUCGGCGCACCACCACCGCCACGCAACAACUUCGCCGAUGCUCCACCACCCCCUGGUCUUUACCACUCACAGCCUCAUCUCGAUCCCUACGCGCCUCCUCCGCCAGUACCGUCGCCUUACGGAUCCGAACCUCAAUACAACGCCUACGCUCCUCCUCCGCCUUACUUCGAAGCUCCGGCACCACCGCCUCAGUUCGGCCACGUGAGCCAUGUCAGCCACCACACUUCCGAAGAACCAUACCCACCAGACCACCACCGUUUCGGAGCUUACCCGCCGCAUAAUUCGUCCCUGGAAAGCUACGGAGACAGCACCGGCGGCGUCGUGCACGUGUCCCACCAUAGCUCACAUCAAACCGACAUGCCUUCUGCUUUCCACCACCUCCCUGAUGAUGAAAACCGUCUUCCUGAUAACCUCGCCGGACUCGCCGGAAGGCAAACGGUGAAGGUGUAUUCCAAAGCAGAGCCUAACUAUUAUCUGACGAUCAGAGACGGUAAGGUCAUUCUCGCCCCAGCCGAUCCUUCUGAUGAAGCUCAGCACUGGUACAAAGACGAGAAGUACAGCACUCGUGUGAAGGACGCAGAGGGCCAUCCUUGCUUCUCUCUUGUAAACAAGGCCACUGGUGAAGCCGUGAAGCAUUCUGUUGGAGCUACACAACCCGUGAAUCUAGUCAGAUAUGAUCCUGAUACGCUUGACGAGUCUGUGCUGUGGACUCAGAGCAAGGAUCUGGGUGACGGAUAUCGAACGAUAAGAAUGGUGAACAAUGUGGGGUUAAACGUUGAUGCGUUUCAUGGUGACAGCAAAUCUGGUGGUGUUCGUGAUGGCACAACUAUCGUUCUUUGGGACUGGAACAAAGGAGACAACCAGCUUUGGAAGAUCUUUCCUUUCUGUAAGCUUUUUCUUUAACCUUUUAUUUGUUUUAUAAUAUGAAACGGCGUUGGUCAAAACGGGAAGUAGAAUUCCAAUGAGCUUAAUGUAUCAUCAAGUUGUGACUUGACUUUGACACCAUGGUUAGAUCAUGUCCAUAAGAUGAGUGUUGUAAGAUAAGUAGAGAAGUAUAUUGAUAUUGUCAUCCUCUCUCUCUUUUUUAACUGAAUGUUGUAACUGCAGGAAAAUUGGCGGGUGAGAGUGGUAAAAAGUGGUUAUAUGUAAUGAAUAAAUAAA